CCCCGGCGUUCUUCCACCAGCAUCCAUUCCAGACUCCCACCCACUAGUCACAAACCUCACAUCUCCUUCAACGUCAAAGCAAAUAUGCCUUCCAUUUCACAUCUGCUGUCCCAACCAACCUGGAGAAACAUCGGCCUAGGCCUGACCACCACGUUCUUCGCCCUCGGCGCCCUCUCUCUCAUUCGCCCCAUCACCGCCGCAGCCGCCCUCGGCGUCUACCCCACCACCCCCGAAGGCCACACCAUCAACCAAAAGUCCAUGACCUUCCUCGGUAUACGCGAUGUUGCUGUUGCAAACAGUCUGUUUUGGCUUCACGCUAGGGGACAGACGAAAGAGACGGGUGUGCUGAUGUGCAGUUGGGUGUUGGUGUGUGUGACGGAUACAUGGGUUGCAGUAGAAGGAUUGAAGGAAAGAGGGGACAAGGGUGGGAUUGUAGUGUUGGUUGUUGGGGCAGUGAUCACCGCUGUGACGGGGUUGGGGCUGUUGGGAUUGUGAUCGGAGGAUGGCAGAGGUAUCUGUGCAAAGCGGAAGCCUAUCCAACGAGUAGGCGAGGCGAUCAACACGGAAGCCCUAAGUAGAGAAGUUUGAAAACAUGUGCAAAAGAGAAAG
This is a messenger RNA of Alternaria alternata, 609 nucleotides long. RefSeq lists its product as hypothetical. Bases 85 to 495 code for a protein of 136 amino acids. NCBI's taxonomy places the organism in Eukaryota, Fungi, Ascomycota, Dothideomycetes, Pleosporales, Pleosporaceae. The transcript has 2 exons. The record is from RefSeq and is a predicted model, not a curated record.